AUGAAGAGUGAUAAAGUGUUACAAGUGGUCUCAGGAUGGGAUGCAGUGGAGUUGAUCUUCAAAUGUGUUUUCGUGGGUUUGUGGCAGAUGAUCCAGCUCACAGUUCGAAGGUUAUGGAAAGGGCACCGCAGAAAAUUCUCUAAAAAUUUUCCACCGGUUGAACUGACCGUAGAUUCUUCUAUUGGGCGGCAUUGCUACAUUAAAAUUAUGGGUGUAAAGUACCACUAUGUAGAAACAGGUCCUAAAGAUGGUAAAAUAGUGCUUAUACUUGGAGAUGCUCCAGAAACUGUAGAUUUAUGGGCACCAAGUUGGUCAUCAGUAGUAAAAAAAUUUGCUGAGCUUGGCCACCAUGUAAUAACACUUGAUUUGAGAGGUACUGGAGCAAGUGAAACAGGUGACAGAAGUGAUUUAUCUCCACCGAAAGCUGUUGAGGAGUUAAAAGCGUUAUUAAUAGCUCUUGGAGUUUCAGAGAAUAAGCCUGCAAUCAUAAUAGGCUUUGGAGUUGGUGGUAUGUUGACUUGGUACUUCUCCCACUGCUACGGCUCGCUAGUAAGCAAGCUGGCAGUGGUCGCAGCCCCACAUCCCAACCUCUACUGGCAACACCCGCCCGCAUCCUUUUGUCACCGAUCCUUGCAUUUUAUACAGUGGCCAUAUUUCCCAGAAAGAUGGUUAGCAGAUGGUGUUAUGCAAGAAGGCGGUCAGUGGGGCAGCUCUCGCGCGAGGGACUGGAGUGGCGCGUUGAAUUAUGUUAGAGGUGCAGCUUGGUACAAAGUCCACUCAGAGCACAAGAUCCAAGCGAGAUCUCUCCUCAUAGGUGGCAGAGAGAGCGCCACGCAGCUGGUGGCGAGCGCGCAGUACUGCGCGAGCCCGGCGCUGCGGCUGCUGGACCGCCCGGGGCCCGCGGACAAGGAUCUACCGCCGAUGAUAUUGGAUUUCUUUAUAGGUAAACAAAAGCCUCAAGAAGAAGUACCGAAAGGUUUGAUGGGCAGAGUUAUAGGAGCGGUGGCCGGCCGGGGAAGAGAACUCACUGCCCGUCUCGCCUUGCCUGCUAAUGCA
This is a messenger RNA of Brenthis ino (lesser marbled fritillary), 1056 nucleotides long. NCBI's taxonomy places the organism in Eukaryota, Metazoa, Arthropoda, Insecta, Lepidoptera, Nymphalidae. The record is from the annotation of a GenBank genome assembly.